GCUUAACCUGCUACGCUACCGCCUGACUCCCACGCAAUGUGUUCUUAACCCGCUGUGCUAUUGCCUGGCCCCCUUCUUCUUUUUGAUAGAGACAGAAAUUAGGAAAAGGGAGCUAGAAAGGGAGAGAGAAGGAAAGACUCCUGCAGCAUUGCUUCACUGUGAAGCGUCCCCCCUGCGGCUGGAGACUGGGGGCUUGAACCUGGGUCCUUGCACAUGUAAUGUGUGCCACCACCUGGUUCCUCCGUUAUUAAUUUAAGAAAGCCAAGGUUAUCUUCUUUUAUGGAGUUGUUUUGAGAGAGGUGGUGCAGGGGAUUGAACCUGCAACUUCUAAGGCCUCAGGCAUGCAAGCAGGUGCGCCACCUGGCUGAGCCAACUCUCCAGCCCUCUUUGCUUUCUUAAAAUAACAGCCCUUAGCCCUUAGCCCUCUUUUUCUAAGGCACCUAAAAUGUGCCUUUUCUCUGCUGCAUCUUAGGCCUUUCCGCGGAAGCAGGAUCAUAAAAAACAGCAAUAACAAAAAACCUCAGGAGCACCCUCAGACCCGUUGUCCCCACCCGCGCCCCUCAUUCUGGCUCUGGGUCUGCGUGCUCUAAGCGGAUCCUGAUCUGUUUGAUUUGGGCUGUUCUUCCAGCAGCUCCUCAAACCCCUCUUGCCUGCCUCUGCCCCAUUCCCCUCCCUCCCCCCCUCCCCAGCUCCCUUGCUUCCGCCUCACGCACAGGCUUAGCGGGACCCGCUGAGGAAAAUCCCACAAUCCCACCCAGGGACACCCGCUCAUACACUUUUCUUUUCUUUUCUUUUCUUUUCUUUUCUUUUCUUUUCUUUUCUUUUCUUUUCUUUUCUUUUCUUUCUUUCUUUCUUUCUUUCUUUCUUUCUUUAUUUCUUUCUUUUCUCUCUUUCUUUCUCUCUUUCUUUCUCUCUUUCUUUCUCUCUUUCUUUCUCUCUUUCUUUCUCUCUUUCUUUCUUUCUUUCUUUCUUUCUUUCUUUCUUUCUUUCUUUCUUUCUUUCUUUCUUUCUUUCUUUCUUUCUUUCUUUCUUUCUUUCUUUCUUUCUUUCUUUCUUUCUUUCUUUCUUUCUUUCUUUCUUUUUGUUCUGGGCUUCAGUUCUUCCGCCUCCGGGGCGGAGCCUCCUCCCGGUCACGUCCCGAUUGUAUUCCCUGGAGGAGCAGCCAGUGAAGACUGCCAGCUCAAGCCAAGCCAAGCUGGGUCCUUCCCCUCCUCCUGCGGCUGCCUCUCUGUACCCCGAAAGCACCGCCGCAGCCGCGCGGCAGCAGCCCAGGCCGCCACCCGCUUGGCCUGGAUCCCGCUCCCUCGCGGCUUCAGCACCACGGACAGCGCCCCGCCCGCGCCCCCACUGCCCAGCUCGCUGCAGCCAGCCGGCUAGCUAUGCCCGCGGCAUGGCCCGGAGGCCCGGACCCAUGGCGCAGCUGCUGCUCGGCGUCGGCCUUCUCGGGCUAUACUCAGAACCCUGCAAUGACACUGGGUUUCUGACUUGGGUCACUCCACAGGAACAAGGAGUCUGGGGUACAGACACAGAGGAGCGGCUGGUAGAACAUCUUCUGGAUCCUUCUCGAUAUAACAAACUUAUCCGCCCAGCUACCAAUGGCUCUGAACUGGUGACUGUGCAGCUCAUGGUAUCACUGGCCCAGCUCAUCAGUGUGCAUGAGCGGGAACAGAUCAUGACCACCAAUGUCUGGUUGACACAGGAGUGGGAGGAUUACCGGCUCACCUGGAAGCCUGAGGAGUUCGACAACAUGAAGAAAGUUCGUCUUCCUUCCAAGCACAUCUGGCUCCCAGAUGUGGUCCUGUACAACAAUGCCGAUGGCAUGUAUGAGGUGUCCUUCUACUCGAACGCCGUGGUCUCCUACGAUGGCAGCAUCUUCUGGCUGCCCCCUGCCAUCUACAAGAGUGCCUGCAAGAUUGAAGUGAAGCACUUCCCCUUCGACCAGCAGAACUGUACCAUGAAGUUCCGCUCCUGGACCUAUGACCGCACAGAGAUUGACCUGGUGCUCAAGAGUGAUGUGGCCAGCCUGGAUGACUUCACACCCAGUGGCGAGUGGGACAUCGUGGCCCUGCCAGGACGGCGUAAUGAGCACCCUGAUGACUCCACCUACGUGGACAUCACCUACGACUUCAUCAUCCGCCGCAAGCCGCUCUUCUACACCAUCAACCUCAUCAUCCCCUGUGUGCUCAUCACCUCGCUGGCCAUCCUGGUCUUCUACCUGCCGUCCGACUGUGGGGAGAAGAUGACGCUCUGCAUCUCUGUGCUGCUGGCGCUCACCGUCUUCCUGCUGCUCAUCUCCAAGAUUGUGCCGCCCACCUCACUCGAUGUGCCACUGGUGGGCAAGUAUCUCAUGUUCACCAUGGUGUUGGUCACCUUCUCCAUUGUCACCAGCGUCUGCGUGCUCAACGUGCACCACCGCUCACCCAGCACCCACACCAUGGCACCCUGGGUGCGCACGGUCUUCCUGCACCGUCUGCCAGCCCUGCUUUUCAUGCAGCAGCCGCGCCACCGCUGUGCCCGCCAGCGACUGCGCCAGCGGCGACGACAACAUGAGCGCCAGAGUGCUGCAGCAGCCCUGUUCUUCCAUGAUGCCCCCGGGGCCGAUGCUUGCACCUGCUUCGCCAACCCGGGUGCAGCUGAGCCCAUAGGGACCGGGCCUCCGGGGCAAUCAGGAGGGACGUGUGCCUGUGGCCUGAGAGAGGCGGUGGACGGUGUGCGCUUCAUUGCUGAUCACAUGCGGAGUGAGGAUGAUGACCAGAGCGUGAGCGAGGACUGGAAGUACGUGGCCAUGGUGAUUGACCGCCUGUUCCUGUGGGUCUUCGUCUUUGUCUGCGUGUUUGGCACCGUUGGCAUGUUCUUGCAGCCUCUCUUCCAGAACUAUAGUGCCACCCCCUUUCUCCAUGCAGACCAUGCUCCCAGCUCCAAGUGAGGUCCCAACCCUCCUGUGCUGCCCGUCACCCUGUGGGGUGGGGCAGGGCUGAGGGGCAUCUUUACCCAGAUCCUCCUUUCACUUUCCCUGGAGUCACCCCCCCAUCCCCAGUCUGGAGGCCAGUAGCUGUCCUCCCUCCGGUGCCAACCCAGGUGGGCAGUAGAUGCCUGAGGGGUGAAGCCUGAAGAGAAGCCAGAACAAUCCACUGCCUCCAGGCUUGCCUCCCCUCCUCCCAGGUUAUGGAGGGGCAGGGUGGGCUUCCCACCUGCUAAUGGGUGGCUGAGGUAGAGCAGGUGGGCAAGGAUGGAGUGAGAGAUGCUUCUGUCCCCCUUGACCCUCCAGCUCCCCCUUCCUUACUUGCCUGGGCCAGGUGGGGUCCUAAGUGUCUCUGUGACCUGCUCAGAGCCCAAGGUCCCAAACCUGAGAGCUGUGUGACAAGUGCAGGUUCAUGUGUUCACACCUGAGUUGGCCCAGGGUUGUUGUCAGGGUGGCAGCUGGUAGUGGCCCCGCACUUCUGUGCGUGUUCAGGUGGGACAGGGCCACUGCCCCGUCAGUACUGCUUACUCUGUCCUUCUGGCUAUACUUCUACCUGUCCUUCCUGCUGGGGACACCCACCACCCCCUGCCAAGAGCAGACUUGCUGCAGAAGGAACCACCUCAGAGACCCCCACCCCCACCCCAGGCAUAGCCUCUGGCUCCCCCUGGAGGCCACCCAAGUAGCCACUGACUUGGGGCUCAGGGCCUGUGGAAUGGGGUCCCUGUGGCUGUCACUGGGGUAUCCUUCCCAGGCACACCCAUACUGUGUCUCCUCCUUGAGCAAACCAAGUCCCCUAAAACAGAACCUGGAUUUGGGAGAGCCGACAAGAGACAACUGGGGGUAGGGAACUCCAGGAUUACUUGGGUGGACAUCUGGAGUGUCCUUAGUGUUCGCCUGCCAUCCCCCACCAGUGGAGCCCUGGCAUGCGCCCCAUCCCAAAGGGCAGCUGUGCUCCAGCAGCUGUGUUCAGGGCCAGGAUGCGCUGGUCUUUUCCCAGCAGGGAGCACGAGAAGGGCCUCAGAGCGAUGAGCGUGUCUCUAUGCAUCUAGGGCCCUGCCUUGCAUUUCCCUCACUUCCCAAAUCCAUAGGCCUGGGGAAUCUUGGUCACCUUCUCACUAGGAGCCCCUCUGUCCCACCAGAGGGCCCUCCAUCACUCCUCCCAUCUUGAGAGUGUCCGGGCAACUCCUUGGUCCUUGCUGUGCCUCCUCUCCUCCCUCUGCUUUGGACAGAUUUGGGUACCUGGUUCAGUGCUGGGCACAGGCCACAAAAGGGUGUGGUGGGGGUAGCAGCAGGUGGCUCAUGUGGUACUUGACAUGAACACCCAGGUUUGAGCCCCUGGCUGCCACAUGAGAGUACCAGCAGGGAGGAAAGCUUCACGAGUGUUGGAACUGUACUGCAGUCUCUCCUGUCUUUCACUCUUUCUCUCUCACACUUUCUAUUGCUCACCAUCUAAAAAGAAAAACUAUACAGCCACUGGGAGUGGUGGCAUUUUGCAGGCAAGGGUUGGGGGGGUGGGGUGGGGGAGACACUGUGUUGGAGUCUUAAUGUGGUGGCCUUGUGAGUGGGUGAUGAGGUAACACAAUGGCUGUGUCCCCGCGGGUCCCACUCCUUUAUCUCUGAAAUGAGGCCAGAUAGACUGCAGCUGCCUCAGCUGCAGCAGGAGGGGGCAGGAGCAGGGCUGGAAUGAAGUCACUGAAGACUUUAUAAAAGAUAACACACAUCACUCCCCUCCCCAUCAAGGGCAUUUCCUACAAAGGAAGGGGACAUGCUAGGAUGGGGUGAGGCUGACAGCCAGUAUCCCUGAGCCUAGGUUCAGCUACAGCUUGCCAGGGCCUGCUCUGCCCUCCCUACAGGGAGGGGUCUCUGGUGGCAUGAGGCCGAGAGAGCAAGACUGCAGGCACAGUGACACAGCCUACACUUCUUAGUCUUCAUCCCCGUAGGCCAGAAGUCAGUGACUAGCACAUACCUAAGGGAGUGUAGUUCCUGAGAUGUUAGAACACCUCACACCCCACCCUGGGUGCCCCUGUGCCCCCACACUGGCCUCAGCUGCACCCUGGGGCCUUUGCACUGGUCUAGCCCACUCCAGGCUGGAACUUAGAAACCCGAGAUUCUGGUAAACACAGUUGUUUCUAAA
This is a messenger RNA of Erinaceus europaeus (western European hedgehog), 5096 nucleotides long. RefSeq names its product cholinergic receptor nicotinic beta 2 subunit (gene CHRNB2). Lineage: Eukaryota; Metazoa; Chordata; Mammalia; Eulipotyphla; Erinaceidae. The record is from RefSeq and is a predicted model, not a curated record. Gene Ontology annotation, biological process: nervous system process; chemical synaptic transmission; signal transduction. Gene Ontology annotation, molecular function: transmembrane signaling receptor activity; acetylcholine-gated monoatomic cation-selective channel activity. Gene Ontology annotation, cellular component: synapse; postsynaptic membrane; neuron projection. The transcript is spliced from 7 exons. Bases 1391 to 2926 code for a protein of 511 amino acids.